CCAAGAUGGCGGCUUCACGUGGACGGAUCGUCAUGCCUUCACUUUUACAAUUACGACCUGUUUUCUCCCUUUCCUCCUUAAAUUUAAGAAAAACUGUAGCUUUAUAUUCUAGACAAGUAACAACUGGACAAAGCUCAGCAGAUAAUAUCUCAACUCAGGAAAACAAUGGAACAGCAACGACGUCUUCCCCCGACAGGUUCCCAGAAGGGUUCAAYGGAGCAGGAUUAGUGGCUUUUGGUGAAGAGUUCAGUAAGAAGCUUAUGGCUCCUGUGAAUGAAGAGGAYAUUGAAAUAAAACCUGAUGGACUCAUUUAUUUACCAGAAAUCAAAUACAGAAGAAUACUGAACCAUGCUUUUGGACCAGGAGGCUGGGCACUAGUACCCAGGGGUGACUCCCUACAGUUUCAGAGUGACAAAGAUAACAGUCAGUUAAUUGUCCGUGAAUAUGCACUAUUCUGCUUUGGUCGAUACGUAUCACAGGCCGCUGGAGAGCAUACGUUUUAUUCGUCAGGGAACAUGGUCUAUGGCAAGGCCAUGGAAGCUGCCAAGUCUAAUGCUUUAAUGAGAUGCUGUAAGGACUUGGGUGUGGCAAGUGAACUAUGGGACCCUCAGUUUAUCAUAAAAUGGAAAGAAAAGUACUCCAUCAGCACAUGGUGUGAAAAUGUCAAGACUAAAGAAAAGAAAAAGAUGUGGAGAAGAAAAGACAGAAAACCUACUGAUGCWUUCUUUUAUCCUUGGAAAGAAGUCAAUAACAACUGAUUAUAAUUAUAAUCAGGAAGUUUGCAGGUAAUGGCCAAUUAUACUAGUGUAUGGUGUUACUUCAUGAAGGCCCUAUGUUCCCAARKGAAUGAGCAGGACUAAGCAGCAGUGUUACAGUACCUCAUGUUAACUUAUUUUGCAAUAAGUUAAAAAACCAACGCGAUGUURAURUGCCAAYYAUUUUCACAAAAGCUCAUCAAAAGUUGCUUUGUGUCACCMGCCAAUUGAUCUCUAKUCGACACAUGAAUAACACAGGCUUAUGUCAUAUGAAGUAUCACUAUUUUUGUUGAUUCUAAAAUCUUAGGGCACAAGUGUAAUAGGAUCAAUAGCUGGGACAGGGCACCUUCAGAAUAUAAAGAUGAGAAUUAAAGUGGUGUACAAAGAGAGACAAUAUAACUAUGCAGAAGAGUCAAGUGUCACAUAUAGGCUAUAAACUGUACUAGUCAAUUGAAGCAGGACAGGAGGUUUUAAAUUAAAUUUUAUUUAUAAAGCUCUCUAUUCAUAUGGACACAAUCAGAGUUKGAUUUGAUUUUGAUGUGGUCAUCUAAAGGAUUCCUAUUUUUUUCAUUCAGUCAGCCUGUUCAGUUUUUCUUUAUUUCAUUCAUCCUUUCUGUCCAAAUGAUUGUGUAAAUGYCUGGUAUCGUUGCAUGUCUUCUUCUGUAACAGUGCUUUGAUUGUGUGUCAGGGAUUUAAGGAAGUCUUCAAGUAUAACGUGACGAGGUCGAAUCUUACCAAUACAAAGUAUAAAUAAUUGAUAUUAGUUGGAUUUAAGUAAAUAAAAUCCUUGACAAAUUA
Messenger RNA from Actinia tenebrosa (Australian red waratah sea anemone), 1553 nucleotides. RefSeq lists its product as uncharacterized. The record is from RefSeq and is a predicted model, not a curated record. Gene Ontology annotation, molecular function: single-stranded DNA binding. Gene Ontology annotation, biological process: interstrand cross-link repair; recombinational repair. Lineage: Eukaryota; Metazoa; Cnidaria; Anthozoa; Actiniaria; Actiniidae. Gene Ontology annotation, cellular component: mitochondrial chromosome; mitochondrial nucleoid.